This is a messenger RNA of Rodentolepis nana, 183 nucleotides long. Lineage: Eukaryota; Metazoa; Platyhelminthes; Cestoda; Cyclophyllidea; Hymenolepididae. The record is from the annotation of a GenBank genome assembly.
UCUAUCUACCUUAUGGUUGGUGAGACAAAUCCAAGUCCUGAAAACAGUUCUGAAGUGAGAACCCAUGCUAUUUUCAAGAAAAUGGAUCUCAAUUCCGACCACGUUUUAUCCAAGGAGGAGUUUAUUCGUGGCUGCAUCAAUGACGAGCACCUCUAUAACCUUCUCGCAAGUGCUGGCUCAUGA